ACCAUUGUGCUUCAGGGAGCUGCUGGGAUUGGGAAAACAAUGACAGUAAGAAAGAUCAUGUUGGACUGGGCAUCUGAAAAAAUCUGCCCUGGCAGAUUUGAUUAUGUUUUCUACAUAAGCUGCCGAGAAAUGAACCUGUCUACCAAGCAGAUAAGUGUUGCUGAUUUGAUUUUAAACAAUUGCCCUGACAGAAAUGCGCCAAUUAAAGAUAUUUUGAUGGAUCCAGAAAAACUCCUUUUUAUAAUUGAUGGUUUUGAUGAACUGAAAUUUCAUUUGAUGAACAAAUCACUAAUCUAUGCACUAAUUGAUCCCCGUGAGAAGCAGCCAGUGGAAAUCAUAUUGGGCAGUUUAUUUAGGAAAAAAGUUCUUCCAAAAUCAUUCUUACUGAUCACAACAAGACUGACUGCUCUGGAAAAACUCCAAAACUGUCUAAAGUUUCCGUGUUAUGCAGAAAUCUUGGGAUUUUCUGAGGAAGACAGGGAGGAGUAUUUCCACAAGUUCUUUGAAGAUACAAAACAAGCAGCACAAGCUUUUGGAUUUUUGUGCUCCUUAGCCAGAGAAGGAGUCUGGCGAAAGAUCAUACUGUUUGAAGAAGAUGAUCUCAAGAAGCAUGGUUUAGAUGUAUCCAAUAUUCAAUCCCUCUUUCUCAACAAGAGCAUUUUUCAAAAAGAUAUUGACUGUGAACAUGCCUACAGCUUCAUUCACCUAAGUUUUCAAGAUUUUUUUGCAGCUUUGUUUUAUGUACUGGAGGAAGAGGAAGAAACAGUGGAAGAAAUGAAGGAGAUUGAGAAAUGCUUAGGCUAUAAAACUUCACUUGAAACAAAGCCCAAAGUACUGAACUGGGUUGAAGAAGUAGGCAUAGCAUUGGCAUCUCUGUCCUCUAAAGACCGGAACGAAAAUAAGUUGAAGUUUGAAUUGUUCCACUUUUUGUUUGAGAUUCAAGAAGAAGAAAUUGUGACACGUGCAAUGGAUUGUUUCCCACUCAUUCACCUGGAGCGGACUUGUUUUUCAAAAAUGCAGUUUACAGUUCUUCCCUUCUGUUUGAAGAACUGUCGAAGAAUGCAUGCAAACCAGCCCCUGACACAGUUGGAUGAGGAUGAACAGGCCUGCCAGAGUAAUUUAAUAAAAAAAGAGCUGGUGGAAGGAUUGAAGCAUCCAAACUGCAAAGUGCAGAAACUUGGUACAAAUCAAACUUUGAAAGAGCUGGACCUGAGAGGCAGCAAACUGGGAGAAUCAGGAGUGAAACAGCUGCGUGAAGGACUGAAACAUCCUGACUGCAAACUGCCGAAACUGAUGUUGGGACACUGUGGUAUCAUUUUCUAUGAUUGCAAGUAUCUUACCUUAGUUCUCAGUACAAAUCAAACUUUGAAAGAGCUGGACCUGAGAGGCAGCAAACUGGGAGAUUUAGGAGUGAAGCAGCUGUGUGAAGGACUGAAACAUCCCAAUUGCAAACUGCAGAAACUAGUCUUGGGACACUGUGGUAUCACAGCCUCUGAUUCCAAAUAUUUUGCCUCAGUUCUCAGUACAAAUCAAACUUUGAAAGAGCUGGACCUGAGAAGCAGCAAACUGGGAGAAUCAGGAGUGAAACAGCUGUGUGAAGGACUGAAACAUCCCAACUGCAAACUGCCGAAACUGAUGUUGGGAGACUGUGGUAUCGCAGCCUCUGGUUGCAAGUAUUUUGCCUCAAUUCUCAGUACAAAUCAAACUUUGAAAGAGCUGGACCUGAGAGGCAGCAAACUGGGAGAUUUAGGAGUGAAGCAGCUGUGUGAAGGACUGAAACAUCCCAACUGCAAACUGCAGAAACUGGUGCUGUCUUACUGCACACUCACAGCUGUUUGUUGUGGGGAUCUUUCCUCUGUCCUCAGUACCAAUCAGACUCUGAGAAAGCUGGACCUGGAGAGAAAUGAACUGGGAGAUUCAAUGUUAGUGGGAUAUUCAGGAGUGCAGCAGCUUUGUGUAGGAUUGAAGGAUGAAACCUGCAAACUGGAGAUACUCAGGCAAGUCACGCUAAUUAUUUUAGUUCAUUACAUCACAUCCUCAGUUCUGCCCUAGGAGGGAUGCCAGUCUUCCAAUACCCUAUCCCCAACUUUCCCCACCAUAAGAAACAGACCAGUUUCUCUCUCUUUCUCUCUCUCUCACACA
This is a messenger RNA of Chrysemys picta bellii (western painted turtle), 2142 nucleotides long. Lineage: Eukaryota; Metazoa; Chordata; Testudines; Emydidae. The record is from RefSeq and is a predicted model, not a curated record.